Podarcis raffonei (Aeolian wall lizard) is the source of this 5887-nucleotide messenger RNA. RefSeq names its product pogo transposable element derived with ZNF domain (gene POGZ). The coding region runs from base 178 to 4362 and encodes 1394 amino acids. Gene Ontology annotation, molecular function: DNA-binding transcription factor activity, RNA polymerase II-specific; RNA polymerase II cis-regulatory region sequence-specific DNA binding. The record is from RefSeq and is a predicted model, not a curated record. Lineage: Eukaryota; Metazoa; Chordata; Lepidosauria; Squamata; Lacertidae. The transcript has 19 exons. Gene Ontology annotation, biological process: regulation of DNA-templated transcription.
UGUGGGAGGGAGGGGUGUGCGCGUAGAAGCUCAUGCUAGGCCGCUCUCCUCCGAGGAGGGGUGUGUGUGUCCCUUUAAGAGUGUGGACGCGCCAAGCCUCCGAGGCUUUGAGGAGGGAGACGGGAGGCGCAGAAGCGGCGGCGGCGGCGGCAGCCGCGGCGGCCAGAGCCUGGAAGGAUGGCGGACACAGACCUAUUUAUGGAAUGUGAGGAGGAGGAGCUGGAGCCGUGGCAGAAAAUCAGCGAUGUGAUCGAGGACUCUGUGGUUGAAGAUUACAAUUUGGUUGACAAAACUGCAACAGUUUCGGUGAGCGUGCAGCCAGUUGCCACCCCAAUGCCGAUCGUCGCUCACGCAUCCAUUGGUGGCGGCCUCACAACCUCCACAUCUGUCAGCGGCAGUGGAGGACCCAACAGCGACAGCACAAAGAAGACACUAGUGACGCUUUUUGCUAACAACAGCGCUGGGACUCCUCUCGUUCAGCAAGGCGGGCAGCCUCUGAUCCUCACGCAGAACCCAGGCUCUGGCCUCAGCACAGUGGUGACCCAACCAGUCCUCCGGCCUGUGCAGGUCAUGCAGAACGCCAACCAUGUGACCAAUUCCCCGGUGACCAGUCAGCCCAUCUUCAUCACGACUCAGGGUUUCCCCGUGCGAAACGUCCGGCCUGUGCAGAACGCGAUGAACCAGGUUGGGAUUGUCCUGAAUGUACAGCAAGGCCAGACAGUGCGGCCCAUUACCCUUGUCCCAGCCCCAGGCACCCAGUUUGUGAAGCCUGCAGUCGGCGUCCCUCAGGUUUUCUCCCAAAUGGCCCAGGUGAGACCUGGUCCGGCCAUGCCGGUCCGGCCGUCUUCCAACACGUUCACGACGGUCAUUCCAGCCACCCUUACCAUCCGGAGCACAGUACCGCAGUCCCAGGCCCAACCGCAAAGUAAGUCCUCUCCCAGCACCUCCUCCACCACCACCACUCCUACUCCAGCACAGCCAGCCGCACUGGGACAGUUAACUGUACAGCAGCCAGGGCAGUCCACUCAAGCUACUAACCCCAAAUUAGUGAGCAUUGCAAGUUUCGUGACGGUGAAAAGGCCCGGGGUGACGGGGGAGAACAGCAACGAGGUGGCAAAGCUGGUGAACACCUUGAACACGGUCCCUUCCCUCGGCCAGAGCUCGGGCCCCAUUGUGGUCUCCAACAACAGCCCGGCCCAUGUCCCCCAGAGAGCAGGCAUCUCGGAGUCUUCGGCGCAGAAAGUCAGCUCCUCCCCCAUCCCCGCCUUCGACCUGCAGGACAGCGGGCGGAAAGUCUGUCCCCGGUGCAAUGCCCAGUUUAGAGUCACUGAAGCUUUAAGAGGCCAUAUGUGUUACUGCUGCCCUGAAAUGGUGGAGUUCCUGAAGAAAGGGAAGCCCCUGGAGUCUGAACCAAAUAUCCAAGCCCCCAAGCCCCCCUCCCCGGAGAAAGCAGCCGCCGUCGCUUCGCCCCCCUCCUCCACCCCCAUCCCCGCCCUCUCGCCGCCAGCCAAAGUCUCUGAGCACAGCGACGGCACGGGCGACGGGGCGCAGAGCAAGCUGAUAAUGCUGGUGGACGACUUCUACUACGGCCGGGACGGCGGGAAGGUGAACCAGCUGCUCAACUUCCCCAAGGUGCCAACGUCCUUCCGCUGCCCGCACUGCACCAAGAGGCUCAAGAACAACAUCCGGUUUAUGAACCACAUGAAGCACCACGUCGAGCUGGAUCAGCAGAACGGUGAGGUGGACGUCCACACCAUCUGCCAGCAUUGUUACCGGCAGUUUUCUACGCCCUUCCAGCUCCAGUGCCACUUGGAGAAUGUACACAGCCCCUACGAAUCGACCACAAAAUGCAAGAUCUGUGAAUGGGCUUUCGAGAGCGAGCCCAUGUUCCUGCAGCACAUGAAGGACACUCACAAGCCAGGGGAGAUGCCCUACGUUUGCCAGGUCUGCCAGUACCGCUCGUCACUCUACUCCGAAGUAGACAGCCACUUCCGAAUGGUCCACGAGGACACGCGGCACCUCCUCUGCCCUUACUGCCUCAAGGUCUUCAAGAACGGCAACGCCUUCCAGCAGCAUUUCAUGAGGCACCAGAAGAAGAGCAUCUAUCACUGCAACAAGUGCCGGCUGCAGUUCCUCUUUGCCAAGGACAAGAUUGAGCACAAGCUGCAGCACCACAAAACCUUCCGCAAGCCCAAGCAGCUGGAGGGGCUAAAACCAGGCACCAAGGUCACCAUCAGGGCCUCCCGAGGGCAGCCGCGGACGGUGCCCUUGUCUGCCAACGACAUGCCCCCAGGCCUCCUCCAAGACACCACCUUGCUCUCAGCCUCGGCGGACCCCCAGCCCAACUUCCUGUGCCCACCCUACCAGAGGAACAUCCAGAAGAAAGCCGUCAGGAAGAUGAGCGUCCUUGGCCGGCAAACGUGUCUGGAGUGCAGCUUCGAAAUCCCGGAUUUCCCAAACCACUUCCCCACCUAUGUCCACUGCUCGCUAUGCCGUUACAGCACCUGCUGCUCCCGCGCCUAUGCCAACCACAUGAUCAACAACCACGUUCCUCGCAAGAGUCCGAAGUACUUGGCCUUGUUCAAAAACUACACUGCUUGCGGAGUGCGAUUGGCUUGCUCGGCUUGUCUCUUUGCCACAUCGGAAGGCGACGCGAUGGCCAAGCACCUUGUCUUCAACCCCUCGCACGAAUUCAGCAACGUACUCCUACGAGGUUCCACCUGGAGUUCACAUUCAAGGCCUGCCCAGCCCUUUGACAGAGACGUGAAGGCCCCCAGCUCCACCUACCCGCCAAUCAAAGCUGCUACUGUGAACACGGCCUCGCCUCUGCCUGAGGACGAGAAAGAGAAGGAGGCGCCUGAAGCCGGCAACAGACCCCCUGUCGUCGCUCCCACUCCGGCUCCCACCACUAUCCAGGAGGACGAAGACGAGUGCUUGAACGUGGAAGAUGAGGACGAGGAGCCGCCGGCGAAGGAAGCGCCUGAGCCGGCGAGCCGAAAGGAGCAGCUCUCGGUGAAGAAGCUACGGGUGGUCCUCUUCGCCCUGUGCUGCAACACGGAGCAGGCGGCGGAGCACUUCAAGAACCCCCCGCGGCGGAUCCGGCGCUGGCUUCGGCGGUUCCAGGCUUUCCAGGAGGAGAACGUGGCCUCCCUGUCAGAGGGGAAGUACCUGAGCUUCGAGGCGGAGGAGAAGCUGGCAGAGUGGGUUCUCACACAGCGGGAGCAGCAGCUGCCGGUCAACGAGGAGACCCUCUUCCAGAAGGCCACCAAGAUCGGGCGGUCCUUGGAAGGCGGCUUCAAGAUCUCCUACGAGUGGGCCGUCCGCUUCAUGCUCCGGCACAACCUCAGCACGCACAACCGCCGGGCGGUGGCCCACCCUCUGCCCAAGGACGUCGAGGGCAGUGCCAGCUGCUUCAUUGAGUUCGUGCAGCGGCAGAUCCACACCCAGGACCUGCCUCUAUCCAUGAUCGCCGCCAUCGACGAGAUCUCCCUCUUCCUGGACGUGGAAGUGCUCUGCAGCGACGACCGGAAGGAGAACGCCUUGCAGACGGUGGGGACGGGGGAGCCCUGGUGCGACGUGGUCCUGGCCAUCUUGGCUGACGGGAGCGUGCUGCCCACCCUCGUCUUCUACCGGGGCCGGGUGGAGCAGGCCGCCAACGUCCCGGAGACGAUUGUGCUGGAGGUGAAGGAGGGUGGCUACAGCGACGACGAGAUCAUGGAGUCGUGGUCCUCCACGGUGUGGCACAAGCACAUAAAGAGCCAGAACAGCAAAGGCAUGCUGGUCCUGGAUUGCCACCGGACGCACCUCUCGGAAGAGGUCCUCUCCGUGCUGAGCUCCUCCAACACGCUGCCGGCCGUCGUCCCUGCCGGCUGCAGCUCCAAAAACCAGCCGCUGGACGUUUGCAUCAAAAGGACCGUGAAAAACUUCUUGCACAAAAAGUGGAAGGAGCAGGCCAAGGAGAUGGCCGACUCCACGUGCGACUCGGACAUCCUCCUCCAGCUGGUCCUGUGCUGGCUGGCCGAGGCGCUCGAGGUCAUCAGCGACUGCCCCGAACUGGUCCAGCAGUCCUUCCUGGUGGCCAGUGUGCUGCCGGGCCCCGAUGGCACGGCCAACACACCCACCCGCAACGCCGACAUGCAGGAGGAGCUCAUUGCCUCGCUGGAGGAGCAGCUGAAGCUCAACAACGAGCCACAGGAGGAAGAGGAGGAGGAGGAAGAGGCAGAGCUGCAGGACGGGGCAUCGGUCGCGCCAGCCGAGGAAUCUGCCAACCCCGAGAUCCUCCACCAGCUCUUUGAAGGGGAGAGCGAGACAGAAUCGUUCUACGGCUUUGAGGAUGCUGACUUGGAUCUGAUGGAAGUCUGAGUGCUUUCCCCCUUGAUCCAGAGAAAGAAGUUCUUUUCCUCUCUCUUUUAUAUAUAUAUAGAUAUAUAUAGAGAUAUAUAGAUAUAUAUAUAAAAGAAAAUCAAUGUUGGAUGAGACCAUUUUCACUUCCCUGUGGAUCUGUGGCUACGGGAGAUUAGUAGGUGAACACGCAGACUAAUAGCCAUUUUAUGCUGUCUGUUCAUUUCUUUAAAAAGAAAAAAAUGUGCUUAAUUUGUUUUUGUUUUUUCUUAAAUCACUGUGUUGCUAUUUUCUGAAGAUACAUUGUGGGUGAAUUAUUUUUUGCUUUUCAUUUUCUUUACCUCACUGUAUUAUAGUUUCUGGGUUGUGUUUGUUUUAUACUGUGCAAAAAAAGGUUUUUAAUUAAGCCACAUCAUCAAUGUGACCUUUUUUCUUUUGAAAAAACCAAGGAACACCAAUAUGUAGCUAAAGAAUGAAAAUCUCUACACCCCACCCCCACUUUUUUAAAAAAUUGUCAUAACACAGACCUCCCCUACCCUUCCCCAUUUUAACACUUGGAUCCAGAAAUGUUGAUUUCUAGGUGAUAACAUCUUUUCUUUCUUUUAAGGUAUGAAUGUUUCCUUUAACACAUUGAACAUUCUGUAGCUGCCCUUUGAAAAUUUGAGGUUUCCUUAUUAACAAAGAGGACAGCAAUUAAAGGCCGACACCGUUGUUUAGGGACAGGAAAGGGGUUGAUCCCGCCUGUUGGUCACCAGCAAAUGGAUCUUUAUAGACAUAGAAGUGCCAUGCUUUGGGUUGACCGAUGAUCUACUUUGGUCGAGAGUUAUCUGGACUUCCAGGCAGCUGUCGUAACUUCCUCGUCUGUUGGCUAAACUACUGGGCACCUGCUCCUUCGGAUUCCUAACAAGAGUAUAAACUGUGGAAGCUUCAAGCCUUUUGACAACUCCGUUCAGGUUGGCAACAUCCUUUCCGGUUGGCUCCUUGGUUGCAAGCUAAGCCUCUCCUGGACCAUUGACUUUAAACCUUCUGGAAACUUAUCGAUAGCUACUGAAUCCUGCUUUCUCCGACGGCGCCAAGACACACUACGUACCCCGAAUUUGCUACUUCGGUUGAACCCAGCUACACACUCAAAAAACAAGGGAGAACUUGUUUUUAUUUUUCACUGCCAGCGUAAAAAACAGAGACAAAAGAAAGACAAAAAGAGAGAUGUUUUUUCUACUGUUUGCAUGUUUGAGAGUUUUUUAAAAAUCGUAACGUAUUAUGGUCUGAACAAUGAAAAGCAUUUUGACAUGACGAAAGAACGUGGGAGCCUUCCCCGCCCUUCAUGCCACUUCUGGUUUUACUUUUUUCCGUUGAAGUUUUAAGACUCUCCUCUGUGGCCGACGCCUUCCCUCCCUUUCCCCGAAGCCCCCAAUAUGCCCACCCCGCUCCCCACCCCAUUGACUCAAGGGAAGAAGGAAACAGGGUGGGCUGACCUGUAAAUGAUUAAUCUCUAAAAUGUACAUACGUGGAACAUUUAAUAAAGCCAGGGAAAUGGAUUUAUAAA